Leucoraja erinaceus (little skate) is the source of this 3219-nucleotide messenger RNA. Its product is annotated as putative sodium-coupled neutral amino acid transporter 10. The coding region runs from base 188 to 1465 and encodes 425 amino acids. The record is from RefSeq and is a predicted model, not a curated record. Gene Ontology annotation, biological process: amino acid transmembrane transport. Gene Ontology annotation, molecular function: amino acid transmembrane transporter activity. NCBI's taxonomy places the organism in Eukaryota, Metazoa, Chordata, Chondrichthyes, Rajiformes, Rajidae. The transcript is spliced from 12 exons.
ACCCAGUCGGGGAGGAGUUCAACGCAAGCUGUUCGUUCAGCAAGCAGGAAAUAAUAUUACAACGUGAGCUGCACAGUAGUAUGUCAGGCAGGGCAUGUAGUCGCUGCAACUGAGGUUCUACUGGGUAGCCCAAAGCUUUGCACCCCACGGUAUCUCGACUUGCCUCCGUUUAAAGGAUCGCCUGGGAAUGCAGCUGAAGGAACUGAGUUCAACUAUCACUGUGGUGAACAGCAUCAUUGGAGUGUCUGUGCUGACUCUACCAUUCUGCUACCAACAAUGCGGGGUGGUGCUGGGUUCCUUGCUGCUGCUCAGCUGCUCCUGGAUGGCCUACCGUUCCAGCAUGAUGCUCAUUGAUGCCGCCCUCUCCGCCAAUCGCAAAACCUACUUUGGUCUGGCUCAAGUAUCCUUUGGAGUGCCAGGGAAAAUAUUCAUUGAAAUAAGUAUGAUCGGGUUGCUGCUCGGAACAUGCAUCGCCUUCUUUGCUGCCUUGGAAGAUCUGGUAGCCAGCCUCUUCAUGAAGUUGACUGGAUCCUCGAUAUUGCCCUGGCAACACGCCCUGCUACUCUGCACCAUCACCUCUAUAUCGGUCUUGCCCCUCAGCCUGCAGAAGAUGGUGUCAAACUCAGCCUGGCAAUCGCUCACCACCAUCAUCUUUUACAUCCUUUUAAUGUUUGUGCUGGUGGUGAGCUGCCUGAGGUCGGCGCUGUCUGGCGGGCUGAGUUGGGACGAGGUCCACUUGUGGCACUGGUCUGGGGUCACCAAGUGUCUGCCGAUCCUCGCUACCUCAUUCUGUGGUCACCCGCUCGUGCUUCCGAUAUACUUCAAUUUCCGAGGGCAGUCAGUGGAGCAGAUGAACCGAGCAUUCAAGUACGCAAACAUCAUUGUGGUUACGUUUUAUGCCAUGAUCGGAUUAAGCGGCUACCUGGCAUACACCGGGUCAGUGCCAGGGGACAUCCUUGCUGCUCUCCCGCCCAGCCUGGUGACGGAUGGGAUACGGAUCAUAUUCCUGGUGUCCCUCACCUCCAGCUUCCCUCUCAUCAUUCUGCCCUGUCGCCAGGCCAUCAACACGCUCCUCUUCGAACAGCAGAAGGAAGAUGGCACGUUCUCAGUGAGCGGUGACAUGCCCUUCCAUCGACAUGUAACAUGCACGGUGAUGAUAGUGUUCUGCACCAUGAUAAUGGGUGUCCUGGUGCCCGAUGUGCAGACGGUCUUGGCUGUCAUGGGCUCCACAAUGGCCAGCGUCAUCUGUUUCAUUUCUCCGUCUGCAAUUUAUGAGAAACUACGCGGAGGAACCCUCAGAGGACGAGUAAUUUUCGGAAUGGGAGUAACUCUCCUCCUUAUCCGGGCGUCCAGCAUCUCCAACUUGACUGCCAUGGAAUUCCUGCAACAGCCAAUGCGAAAAUCCAUCGUGCCCAUAGAAAAGAUCAACGUACACCUGGCCAACACAACCUCGGGUAACCCCUGACACCUGUACUGAUCAAGAAUCUAUCUAUCUCUGCCUUAAAAUAUCCAUUGAUGUGCAGCCCUAUUGUACAACUGUGCCUUCGUGAGGAAUUGCCUUUCACCCUUGAAUGAUUCGGCUGUAAUACUAAGUGAAGAUCAACGUGUGCUGGAGUCCUGACCAGUGGGGUCAGGCUACGGGGAUCUGAGAUCCUGCAUUCUAACUCUGAAAGUACACCUGACAUUUACCUCUCUUCCCAGGCCACCCCUAUAAUACAGGAUAUUAAGUGAUGGAACUGACCCCUUCAAGUGAACUGGCGAAUGUGAGCAAGACUUCAGUGGAGGAGUUGAACGAGGGAAUCGCAGUGUGAGAAAUCGGCCAUCUCCUCCACACCGGUCACUCCUUCUCGUGAGGUGACGGAGACCUGGAGCGGGGGCCGUACAUCGCCCGGCGCGGCCUCAAAUGGCCGUGGGACUCACCAUCGCCCGCCUGGGGCUUCGACAUCGGGAGAGAAAUGGAGAACGGGGGAGAGAAAAGACUUUGCCUUCCAUCACAGUGAACCCACUGUGAUGGAUGUUUUUGUAAAUUGAAUUGUGUGUAUGUCUAUAGCAUAUUAUCUUUGUUUGUAUGGCUGUGGAAAGUGAGUUUUGUUUGAGCCUCACUGAGGUUCAAAUGACAUGUAAUAAAUAUUGAUUGAUUGAUUGAUUGAUUAUUGAGAAGUCCUGAAAGGACUGGAAGGAACUGUCAGACUUUAUACUUUAGAGAUGCAGCGUGGAAACGGGCCCUUUAGCCCCACCGAAUCCGCGCCGACCCGCAAACUAGCUCUAUCCUACACCCUAGGGACUAUUUCGAAUUGUAGCAAUGUCCUGGUGCCAUCACAACAACCUAGAGCUCAAUGCUCUUAAGACAGUGGAAUUCAUUGUAGACUUCAGGAGAGCUUCCCCUUCCCCUCACCCCACUCGCCAUCAACAACACCGCAGUCACAUCUGUGGAGUCUUUUAAGUUCCUGGGAACCAUCAUCUCCAAGGACCUUAAAUGGGGGCUACCAUCCACAGUCACAGUCCACAGUCAAAAAGGCACAACAGAGGAUGUACUUCCUACGGCAGCUGAGGAAGCACAAUCUGCCACAGGGUUUGAAGAAGGGUUUCGGCCCGAAACGUUGCCUAUUUCCUUCACUCCAUAGAUGCUGCUGCACCCGCUGAAUUUCUCCAGCAUUUUUGUGUGCCUGCCACAGGCAAUGUUGGCCCAAUUCUACACGGCCAUCGUAGAGUCUGUUCUCACUUUCUCCAUCAUGGUCUAGUUUGGCUCAGCCACCAAGCACGACACCUGGAGGCUGCAGCGAAUCGUCCGAUCAGCAGAGAAGGUUAUUGGCUGCAACCUUCCCUCCAUUGACGAUCUGUACACUGCAAGGGCCAGGAAGCGAGCGGGCAAGAUCAUCUUGACCCCUCUCACCCUGGCCACAAACUCUUUCAAUCACUUCCCUCUGGAAGGCGACUCCGGACUGUCAAAGCUGCCACAGCCAGACAUAAAAACAGUUUUUAUCCACGAGCAGUAGCUGUACUCAACAACCAAAAAUCUGUAGCCUCCUUUUGCUCUGGUGUUUUAUUUAAUUCACAUGUUUAAUAGAUAAUGUUUUAUUAUUAUUGUUUAACGUUUUAUGUGACAUUCUUAACUGUCACUGCAUGUCAUGUUGUCACAUGCGGGCAGAGCACCAAGGCAAAUUCCUUGUAUGUGAAUACUUGGCCAAUAAACUUAUUCAUUCGUUCAUAUCCAUGUGC